Messenger RNA from Callorhinchus milii (elephant shark), 1676 nucleotides. It is a transcript of the gene mterf4, whose product is annotated as mitochondrial transcription termination factor 4. Gene Ontology annotation, biological process: mitochondrial ribosome assembly; regulation of DNA-templated transcription. Gene Ontology annotation, cellular component: mitochondrion. Gene Ontology annotation, molecular function: double-stranded DNA binding. The transcript is spliced from 4 exons. The record is from RefSeq and is a predicted model, not a curated record. Lineage: Eukaryota; Metazoa; Chordata; Chondrichthyes; Chimaeriformes; Callorhinchidae. The coding region runs from base 271 to 1197 and encodes 308 amino acids.
ACAGAGACCCGGAACGUUUUUUCGGGGGGGGGUGUGGGUUCGGGGACGGAUUUCCUGGUGCAACGCAGAGAGAAACGAGAUGAGCGGGAGGUUGAGAGAGGCGACGCUGCGGAUUAUGCAGCAGCACUGCCUUUUUCGAACAAAACCACCUUCCGCUGUGAAUUGGCGAGUUUCAUCUGCACAAGAGCAACACACUUCCUCUGCCGCCGGCCUCGGGGCUCUGUUUCACAUGCAUUCUGCACAGACGGACCCCCUGCUCGAUCGACAGAGAUGUCACAAGACUCCUGUUCACCUCUGAAAGGCACCAGGAGAGAGACUGAAUUCCAUUUUUCCAAGUUAGAGGUUCUCGAAGACCUUCAGCAUUUUGCCGACACCUCUUUUCCAAAGCCGGGCCUCGAUGACUCCGAGUCGGAGAGCAUCAUAAAGUCUGUCCUGGAAUUGGGCUUCAGUGACGCUCAGGUGAAAGAGCUGUUCACAGGUCUCACCGUUAAGUCUCUGCAAAAAAUGUUGCCCGUGCUCCACGUCUUCGGCGACCUUGGGCUAAAGCCAAGCACCACCCUCAAGAUCCUGGGGAAGUGUCCGCAGCUCUCGAGUGCAACAGAGAGCCAGUUGCAGUCGCGCAUUGACAAUUUACGGAAGAAUGGGCUGGGAGAAGGCAGUAUGCAGCGUGUUUUCGCACACUAUCCGCAGAUCCUGACUCUCUCAGUGAAGCACCUGAACAAUACAGUGCGUUUCUUCAAAACCAAAUGCCUUUUCACCGGCCAGCAGGUCACAGAAAUCCUUCGAACUUCACCCAAUGUUCUUUUUGAGGAACUUGGAGACUUGGAGUACAAAUUCCAGUAUGCCUAUUUCCGAAUGGGAAUAAAGCAAGCAGAAAUAAUGAAAUCUGUAACCUUUCGGACAUCACUAGAGGAACUCAAACAACGUCACAUCUUCUUAGAACGGCUGGGUCGGUACCAGACACCAGAUAAAAAGGGUCAGACUCAGAUGCUGAACCCUAAACUAAAAGAAGUUCUUCACAUCAGUGAGGACUAUUUCCUUGCUAAGGUAGCCAUGUCAACUCGGGAGGAGUUUGCCAUCUUUAAAAAACUGCUGAGCCGUGAGGAACCGGAGACCAAGGAGCGUGAGGAAUUGAAUUGGGAAGAUUCAGAAGAAUCAUCAGAGGAUGAAUAUAGCAGUGAUGAAGACAAAAGAUGAAUAAAAAUAAUGAAUCCUUACAUUUGACAUAGCGCUUUUCAUGUCUUCUAAGCGCUUCAUAGAAUAUAUUAAGUGAAUUGACUGUAUAUUUGUGGGCGAAAUGCGGCAGCCAAUUGCGCACAGCGGUGUCCCACAAACUGUCGUAGAUUGAAGUGACCAAUUUUUUUGUUUUCCUGAAGACAAAAUAUCAUAUCAAAAAAUUAAAUUUCAUUUUCUGGCCUGUGACUAGAGCUAAAGGCACCAAACCACAAUGAAUGAGAUAUCUGCCAUUGGAUAUGAAUUAACUCGUACAACAUUUAUGUAAAGAUAAUUACAAUUGCAAAUUCCAGUCAUUGGCCUGGUGCUGAGUUCAAUACUCAGAAAAGGGAAGGAUUUGUUCACUCAGCAUUUUUAAAAAUAAAACCUAGAAAGAUAACUUUUGAUUAUACACGGUACCUGUAAACAAACUCCAGUCACUGAAUAAAACAAGAGUAAUCAAA